AAGCUGCAGCCGUCAGGAACAUCCCACAUUCACCAUCGUGGAUUAGCAGCAGCCAGUGAUUCUUCGCGUUUAUUGGCUCCCAGACUUCAGUCAGACUUGGCAGAUUCCGUCAUGUUUGUCACUUACUUCCUACUGCUGAGCAGUCUUGGUCUUGUCAUUACAACUCAAGCUCAAAACUGCUCCAAACCUGCAGGAGGAGACAACAUGGGUUUGAAGGGCGAAGACAUUCUUUUACAAACCUUCCCAGAGGGGAAGAAAGUGACUUUUGCCUGCAAUGUUGGCUAUAUGACUGCAGGAGGAUUUUGGUCCAUUACUUGUACUGCUGGUGCCUGGACUCCUCUGACGCUGAAAUGCGAGAGGUGGAACUGUGGCAAUGCUGGAGAAGUGGACAACGGAAAUAUCGAUUACCCUGAAGGGACACAGUUUGGUGAUAAACUAGUGGUCACUUGCAACCCCGGCUUCCAUACGGUCCCCAAGAAAGGUCAAAUCCUUUGUGGAGCCAAAGGGUGGAUGGACAGGUUGCCUGAAUGUGAAGUGGUGACUUGUGAUAAGCCAACUGAGGUAGCGAAUGCUGUUUUCAGUCCAGACAAAGAAUCCUAUGACCAUAGAGAAGUUGUACAGUACAGAUGUCAAAAUGAUUAUACACUUAAUGGAUCAAGUUCAAUAUCAUGUUCAGAACAUGGAACAUUUGUUCCUGCUCCAACAUGUUUCCUGGUUCAAUGUGAGGAUCCUAAUAUAGCCAAUGGUCACCAGGUUGAUGGUUCUCGACCCCCUCAUGGAUACAGGUCUACGGUGACAUACGAGUGCAUAUCUGGGCAUGUUAUGGAAGGAGGACGCACCCUGACAUGUGGAAUAGAUAGUCAGUGGUCACCUGGACUUCCAACAUGUCAAAGGAGGAACUGUGGCUCUGCUGGAGAAGUGGACAACGGAAAUGUCGAUUACCCUGAAGGGACACAGUUUGGUGAUAAACUAGUGGUCACUUGCAACACUGGCUUCUAUAUGGUCCCCAAAGAUAAAGGUCAAAUCCUUUGUGGAGCCCAAGGAUGGAUGGACAGGUUGCCUGUAUGUGAAGUGGUGACUUGUGAUCCGCCACCUGAGGUAGUGAAUGGUGUUUUCAGUCCAGUCAAAGAAUCCUAUGACUAUAGAGAAGUUGUACAGUACAAAUGUCAAAAUGAUUAUACACUUAAUGGAUCAAGUUCAAUAUCGUGUUUAGAACAUGGAACAUUUGGUCCUGCUCCAACAUGUGUCCGGAAGAACUGUGGCUCUGCUGGAGAAGUGGAGAACGGAAAUGUCGAGUACCCUGAAGGGACACAGUUUGGUGAUAAACUAGUGGUCACUUGCAACACUGGCUUCUAUAUGGUCCCCAAAGAUAAAGGUCAAAUCCUUUGUGGAGCCCAAGGGUGGAUGGACAGGUUGCCUGAAUGUGAAGUGGUUCGAUGUGAGGAUCCUUAUAUAGCCAAUGGUCACCAGGUUGAUGGUUCUCGACCCCCUCAUGGAUACAAUUCUACGGUGACAUACGAGUGCAAAUCUGGGUAUGUUAUGGAAGGAGGACGCACCCUGAUAUGUGGAAUAGAUAGUCAGUGGUCACCUGGACUUCCAACAUGUCAAACUCAAAACUGCUCCAAACCUGCAGGAGGAGACAACAUGAGUUUGAAGGGCGAAGACAUUCUUUUACAAACAUUCCCAGAGGGGAAGAAAGUGACUUUUGCCUGCAAUGUUGGCUAUGUGACUGCAGGAGGGUCUUCGUCCAUUACUUGUAUUGCUGGCAACUGGACUACUCUGAAGCUGAAAUGCGAGAGGAGGAACUGUGGCUCUGCUGGAGAAGUGGACAACGGAAAUGUCGAUUACCCUGAAGGGACACAGUUUGGUGAUAAACUAGUGGUCACUUGCAACACCGGCUUCAAAAUGGUCCCCAACAAAGGUCAAAUCCUUUGUGGAGCCCAAGGGUGGAUGGACAGGUUGCCUGUAUGUGAAGUGGUGACUUGUGAUCCACCACCUGUGGUAGCGAAUGGUGCUUUCAGUCCAAACAAAGAAUCCUAUGACUAUAGAGAAGUUGUACAGUACAAAUGUCAAAAUGAUUAUACACUUAAUGGAUCAAGUUCAAUAUCAUGUUCAGAUGAUGGAACAUUUGGUCCUGCUCCAACAUGUGUCCUGGUUCGAUGUGAGGAUCCUAAUAUAGCCAAUGGUCACCAGGUUGAUGGUUCUCGACCUCCUCAUGGAUACAGAUCUACGGUGACAUACGGGUGCAAAUCUGGGUAUGUUAUGGAAGGAGGACGCACCCUGAUAUGUGGAAUAGAUAGUCAGUGGUCACCUGGACUUCCAAGAUGUCAAAGGAGGGACUGUGGCUCUGCUGGAGAAGUGGACAACGGAAAUGUCAGUUACCCUGAAGGGACACAGUUUGGUGAUAAACUAGUGGUCACUUGCAACACCGGCUUCAAAAUGGUCCCCAACAAAGGUCAAAUCCUUUGUGGAGCCCAAGGGUGGAUGGACAGGUUGCCUGUAUGUGAAGUGGUGACUUGUGAUCCGCCACCUAUGGUAGCGAAUGGUGCUUUCAGUCCAGUCAAAGAAUCCUAUAACUAUAGAGAAGUUGUACAGUACAAAUGUCACGAUGGUUAUACACUUAAUGGAUCAAGUUCAAUAUCCUGUUCAGAACAUGGAACAUUUGGUCCUGCUCCAACAUGUGUCCGGAGGAACUGUGGCUCUGCUGGAGAAGUGGACAACGGAAAUGUCGAUUACCCUGAAGGGACACAGUUUGGUGAUAAACUAGUGGUCACUUGUAACACCGGCUUCAAAAUGGUCCCCAACAAAGGUCAAAUCCUUUGUGGAGCCCAAGGGUGGAUGGACAGGUUGCCUGUAUGUGAAGUGGUGACUUGUGAUCCGCCAACUGAGGUAGCGAAUGGUGGUUUCAGUCCAGUCAAAGAAUCCUAUGACUAUAGAGAAGUUGUACAGUACAGAUGUCAAAGUGGUUAUACGCUUUCUGGUUCAAGUUCAAUAUCGUGUUCAGAACAAGGAACAUUUGGUCCUGCUCCAACAUGUGUCCUGGUUCAAUGUGAGGAUCCUAAUAUAGCCAAUGGUCACCAGGUUGAGGGUUCUCGACCCCCUCAUGGAUACAGAUCUACGGUGACAUACGAGUGCAAAUCUGGGUAUGUUAUGGAUGGAGGACCAACCCUGAUAUGUGGAAUAGAUGGUCAGUGGUCACCUGGACUUCCAACAUGUCAAACUCAAGACUGCUCCAAACCUGCAGGAGGAGACAACAUGAGUUUGAAGGGCGAAGACAUUCUUUUACAAACAUUCCCAGAGGGGAAGCAAGUGACUUUUGCCUGCAAUGUUGGCUAUGUGGCUGCAGGAGGGUCUCCAUCCAUUACUUGUACUGCUGGCGCCUGGACUCCUCUGAAGCUGAAAUGCGAGAGGAGGGACUGUGGCUUUGCUGGAGAUGUGGAAAACGGAAAUGUCGAUUACCCUGAAGGGACACAGUUUGGUGAUAAACUAGUGGUCACUUGCAACACCGGCUACAAUAUGGUCCCCAAAAAAGGUCAUCUGCUUUGUGGAGCCCAAGGAUGGAUGGACAGGUUGCCUGUAUGUGAAGUGGUGACUUGUGAUCCACCACCUGUGGUAGCGAAUGGUGUUUUCAGUCCAGUCAAAGAAUCCUAUGACUAUAGAGAAGUUGUACAGUACAAAUGUCAAAAUGAUUAUACACUUAAUGGAUCAAGUUCAAUAUCAUGUUCAGAACAUGGAACAUUUGAUCCAGCUCCAACAUGUGUCCUGGUUCGAUGUGAGGAUCCUAAUAUAGCCAAUGGUCACCAGGUUGACGGUUCUCAACCCCCUCAUGGAUACAAUUCUACGGUGACAUACGAGUGCAAAUCUGGGCAUGUUAUGGAAGGAGGACGCACCCUGACAUGUGGAAUAGAUAGUCAGUGGUCACCUGGACUUCCAACAUGUCAAAACAAUCAUGGACCUAAGUUGGCUAUAGGCUUGGAUGAUUGUCUUGGUGAUUGAGAUGAUUGCUUUCCACCUGUGUGUUGGAGUUGACCAGUCAGAAUUCAAGGUGGCAGUCAAUAAAAGGACUCCUGAGAAGCAGGAGCUCUCUUGCUCUGCACUUCUGGCUGGUUGCCAGUCUUCCUGUCAUUUAAGCUGUGGCUGCUUGGUUUAAAAUGUAGAGUUUUGUGAGGUGGAGGUUGAGGACCUUAGGUAAAUUGGGGUACCCUGUACAUUUUUGCACGUAGUUGAUCAUUGUAUAGAUACACCAGGCUUAGUGGUUGUUGCCGCCUGUGUAAAGUUCUCUUAAUCUUUUUGUAGAGAAGCAGGCUAGGUAUUUGGUUUGAUUUGUUUUGCUUGUAGAGCUAGUGGUGAGCUAGGCCCUGUUUUGUUAUAUUGAUUUCAUUUGUUUGGCACAACCUCCAGGUCCCAUCCUCCACCCUCCUGUUGUGAGAUAUUUCCAUGUUUGGAAUAAAAACCAAAUGUUUCACUUUUA
Messenger RNA from Perca flavescens (yellow perch), 4471 nucleotides. RefSeq names its product sushi, von Willebrand factor type A, EGF and pentraxin domain-containing protein 1-like. Lineage: Eukaryota; Metazoa; Chordata; Actinopteri; Perciformes; Percidae. The record is from RefSeq and is a predicted model, not a curated record. The transcript has 32 exons. Bases 112 to 3996 code for a protein of 1294 amino acids.